Messenger RNA from Glycine soja, 489 nucleotides. RefSeq names its product RING-H2 finger protein ATL66-like. The coding region runs from base 1 to 489 and encodes 162 amino acids. Gene Ontology annotation, biological process: protein ubiquitination. The transcript has a single exon. The record is from RefSeq and is a predicted model, not a curated record. NCBI's taxonomy places the organism in Eukaryota, Viridiplantae, Streptophyta, Magnoliopsida, Fabales, Fabaceae.
AUGUCCUCUGAAGAACAGCACCACCACCACUUCAUUCAGUGGCACUUAAACAAGCUCAUCAAUGGUUCAAGUUCAACCUUUCACUCCUAUAACCAAAGCCUGUUCCUAUUGCUGUGGUUUUUUGCCAUUCUCAUCUUUGUACCUUCAUUGUUCUUGUGCUUCCAUUUGUGCUGUCGCCGUUUCUCGCAACAACAAAGGUCCACUUCUACAACUGUGGUCUCUCCUCUACCUGAUCAAUGUGUUGUUGGAAUUGAGUUCAUGGCAAACCACACUCUGGUACCAUCUUCAACUAGCAUGGUUGGUGCAGGGUUUGAGAAGGAGGAAUGUUGCAUAUGUUUGAGUCUCUUCCAAAGUAAUGAAAAACUGAAGGUGUUAAUUGAAUGUGAGCAUGUUUUUCAUUCUGAGUGCUUGGACAUGUGGCUUAGUGGACAUCCUAGUUGCCCUCUAUGCAGGGCCUCCCUCCAUGUUAGUGAGAAUCUCAAGAAAUGA